Molecule: messenger RNA, 6948 nt
Organism: Plasmodium relictum
Lineage: Eukaryota; Apicomplexa; Aconoidasida; Haemosporida; Plasmodiidae
Product: DEAD box helicase, putative
Exons: 1
Coding region: 1-6948 (2315 amino acids)
Cellular component (GO): nucleus; intracellular anatomical structure
Molecular function (GO): RNA binding; ATP binding
Source: RefSeq, a predicted model, not a curated record
AUGAAAUGUAAUUUUAAGAUAGAUAAAAAGAGAAGGCAGUUAAAUACAAAUAAUUCAAAUUCAUUAAACAAAAGAAGAUAUUUCUCAAAUGAUUAUACUGAUAAUGAUAAAAAAAUGAAUAAUAAAGCAAAAGAAAAUAAAUUUUAUAAAGGUUUUAUGUCGAAAAAGUCAAAAAAUUAUUCUAAUGAUGAAAAAAAUGAAAAAACGGAAAAAAUGUGUUUUGAAAAUUACACAAUUAAUACGAAAAAAAAUGAAAAUAAGUAUCAAGAGAAAAAAUAUAAAGAAAAAAACAUGUUUAACAAAGUUGAUGAAUAUUCAUACAGAAAAUAUUAUUGUAAAUCAAGUAACUAUUAUCAAGAGAAAGAAAAUAAUUAUACAGACAAUAAUUAUAACAUAAAAAAUACAUUUAAUACAAAUAAUGAGAAAAAGAAUUCUUCAUAUAUUAAAAAAGGAAAUAGAAAUAAAAUAAAUGAGGAAAUUACAAGAAAAAAUUGUAAAAGUGAAUGUGAAGAAAAACAUUUUGAAUCUUAUAAUAACUUUAAUAAUCAAAGACCAAUUCCUAAUACAGAAAAUAUGCAUAUAAAAGUAAAUGAAAAUGUUAUAAAUAAAAAUAGUAUGAAUUUAUCAAAUUAUAAUUUACAAAAUGUAGAAUUUUUAUCAGAGACUAAUAGAAAUAACAAUAUGUAUAUGUAUGAAGAUGAUAUAAAAAAUCUUAAUAAAUUUGAGGAAAACUAUGAAAACAAUGAAAGCAAAAUAAAAAUUCAAAGCACUCAUGAGAAAGAUACAACUAACUCAUUUAAUAAAAAAAAUGUAGAAAUGCAUAAAAAUAAAUAUCAAUUAAAAACAAAAACAGGAAUUAAUAUUAACAGCUAUAAUUAUAACAUGAAUAAUGUUAACUGCAAUAGCUAUAAUAAUAAUUAUAAUAAUGAUAACUGUAAUUAUUAUAACAAUGAAAUUUAUAAUAAUAAUAAUUAUAAUAAUGAAUAUUAUAAUGAUGAAAUUUAUAAUAAUGAUAAUUACAAUAAUGAUAACUGUAAUUAUUAUAACAAUGAAAGUAAUAAUAAUAAUAAUAAUAAUAAUAACAAUAAUAAUUGGAGUAAUAAUCUCUACAAUAAUAAUAAUUGCAAUAAUAGUAAUCAUAACAAUAAUAAUUAUAAUAAUACAAAUUGUAGUGAAGAUAUUUAUAAUAAUGAUAAUUACAAUAAUGAUAACUGUGAUUAUUAUAACUAUGAAAGUAAUAAUAACUGUAAUAAUAAUUAUAGUAAUAUUUUGAAUAUUAAUUAUGAUGAUAGCAAAAAUAUUAAGUAUAAGAAUAAUUACAAUUAUAAUAAUUAUUAUAAUAAAAAUUAUAAAUUUCAUAAAAAUUGUAAAAAUAAUGAUAAAUAUUCAUACAAUUAUUUGCAUCCUAGAGGAAAAUAUGAAGAAAAUCAAAAUAGUGGAGCUUUAGGAUAUGAAAUAAAUAAACCAGAUGAAAAAAUUAAUGAAAAUAAUAAUAAAAGGGUUAGUAGCAAGUUAGUUUAUAGAAAUAACGGAUAUUGUUUUUCGAGGUAUGAAGAAAAUGUGCAUACAUUCAGUAAAGAAGAUAAUAUAAAUAAUAAAAGGAAGGAUAAGGAAAUUUUUGAAAUAUAUAACGAAAAUCAAAAAAAAAUAUAUGAAAACGAUAAUAUUUAUAAUAAUUACAAAAACCAUAAAGAUAUUACUAUAAGCGAAAAUAAAUAUAUAAAGGAAACAGAAAAAAAAGCAACAAAAAAGGGUAAUAACAAAAUGAAACAUCAUAAUUAUUAUAAAAGUAAUAAUAUUAGCGAUUAUGGAAAGUACAAUAAUGAUAAAAAUUAUAACAAUAUAUAUAAUAACUAUAAUAAUAAUUAUAAUAAUAGGAAUGAUUUCGAUUUAUAUAAACAUGAAGAAAAAAAAUAUAAAAAUAAUGAAAAUAAUAUUAAGAUAAAACCAAUUUUAUAUGAAGAUACCAAAGAAAAUCAUUGGAAAACAAACAAAAAAGUGUUAUUAACAGAAGAUACUAGAAAUAAUGCUCAAAGUAAUAUAGAAAAACUAUCCAUUUAUAAAUCAAGAAAUGAAAUAAUUGAAAUGAUAGACAAAAAUGAUAUCACUUUUAUACAUGGAGAAACAGGUUCAGGAAAAUCGACAUGCGUACCUAAAUUUUUAUUUGAAGAAAAUUUAAAAAAAAAAAAAAAUAUAAACAUUAUUAUUACUGAGCCAAGAAGGAUUGCAUGUAUCUCCUUAUCAAAAAUAUUAUGCGAACUAACUAAAGAAAAAUUAGGAGAGAAAAUUGGCUACAGAAUUUCUGGAGAAUCUUUAUAUGAUAAUGAAAAAACAGUAAUUACAUAUAUAACAAUUGGAUAUUUAUUUAAGUUAUUCUUACAUCAUAAAAAUAUAUAUAAGAAGUUUACACAUAUUAUCAUUGAUGAAAUACAUGAUCGUAGUAUAUUACUGGAUAUUGUUUUAUUAUUUAUAAAGUUGUAUUUACAUAAUAAAAAAAAAGAAGAGAAAAUGUUUAAAUUAAUUAUUAUGUCUGCAACUAUGCAAAGUAAUUUGUUUUACUCAUAUUUUAAGCAUGAUAACAUAAAGAUGGAUUCAAUAUUUAUAGGAACAAAAAUAUAUAAUAUUGAUACCUUUUAUAUUGAAGAUAUUAUAAAUUAUACAAAAUACGAAAAUUAUUCAUCAAAAAUAUGCUCAUAUGAAAAUGAAAAAAAUAUGAAUAGUAAUAAUGUUUCAAAUAAUAAAAAGGAUCAUAUAAAUGAAAGUGUCAUAGAAUUUAUACUUAGAAAAAAAAAUUGUAAAAAGUUACAUUUAUCUAAUAGCUCAGAAAUGUUAUUACAUAAAAUAAAAAAUGAAUAUGAUAAAAAUAUUCAUAUGUUUAAUAAUAAGAAUACAGAAUAUUCAGAAAAUAGAGAUUUAGAUGUAGAUGAAAUAAUUCCAGCAAAUGUUUUUUCAAAUAUAUCGAAUCUUUGUCUUGAAUUAGUUUAUAAUUUAUGUUUAAAGGGAGAUAGUGUUUUAAUAUUUUUAUCAGGAAUGCAAGAUAUAACAGAUAUGUAUCAUCAGCUAAGUAUAUUAAUAAAUAAUUCUCAUAAUUAUAGUAUAAAGUUUAAUAUUUACAUGCUACAUAGUUGUUUAUAUGAUAAUACUAUUCAUAAAUUAAAAGGAAACGAUACAGAUAUAAAUAUAUUCUUAUCAUCAAACAUAGCUGAAAGCUCAAUUACUAUACCUAAUGUAAGACUAGUUGUCGAUUUUUGUAUACAGAAAAAUAUUGAAUAUAGUGCAAAAAAAAAGGCACAUAUUUUAGUAAAAAAAUGGAUAAAUAAAUCAUCAAUGGAACAACGAAAAGGAAGAUGUGGAAGAACAUGUCAUGGUAUUUGUAUAAGAAUGAUAAGUAAGCAUUUUUUAAGUUUACUAAGAGAUCAUAAGAUAUCCGAAAUAUACACACAUAGCUUACAUUUGUUAUACUUAUAUAUUUUAAAAAGUAUGUGUGUUUUAAAUAAUUUAAUAAAUAAAAAUAAUUCUGCUAGUGAUAAUAUUAACAGUAAUAAUAAAUGUAAUUACAAAAAAUUAACUAUAUACGAUGUAUUAAGUAUGAUUAUUGAAAAACCAUCAAACAAAAAAAUAAAAAGUACUAAGUACGAAUUAGAGAAAGUUAAAGCUAUAAUUAAAAUAAGAAAUAAAUUAGUUAUAUCUAUUAUUGGACAAAUUAUGAUUCGAUUUAAUUUAACUAUUAAUUUAUGCAGAUUAUUAUUAUAUGGAAUAAUAUUAGAUUUAACAUUUGAUUCAAUUAUUAUAAUUAGUAUAUUAAAUACUAAUGAUAUUUUUCCUACUUUUAAUCUAUAUUCAUCAAAGAAUAUUUACUCCUAUGGUGUUUCAUUAGAAUUAUCAUUAAAACAAAAGAAUUAUUUUGACGGAAAUACAUAUUCUGAACCAAUUAUGUUAAGAAAUGUUUUUUUAGAAUGGUUAUGUGUCUUUUUAUUAUAUAUUCAGUCAUUAAAAAAUGAAAAUAAAUUUAAUAAAAAAGAUUUAAAAAGCUAUUACAUUAAUACAUGUACGAUUAUGAAUAAAAAAAAUUACAUUAAUGCAAAAAAGCUAUUGUGUGUUAUAAAUGGAGUUGAAAACUUAUGUAGAAAAGUAUUAAAAAUAUUAAACAAAAAUAGUAAUGCUUACAGAUCGUCCAUCUAUUUAUUAGAUCUUUUAAGAGGUAAUAUUUAUGAGCAUGUAAAUGCUCAAAAUGUUUUUAACAUAAUUACCAAAUAUGCUUAUUAUGAUUAUUCCAAUCAAAAUCUUUACUUAAAAUUUUUGUUUUCUUUAUCAUUUACUCCUUUGUUUAUACAUGGAACUCCAAAUCUACCACUAAAAGACUUAAAUGAUGGGAAAAAAAAAAGUAAAAAAUUAUUAAAUGUAUUAAAUUUUUUGGAAGAAAAGAAAUUAAAUAUAAAAAAUUGUAUUUAUUUUAGUGGUGUAUAUAUAUUUGAUAUCAAUAUUUUAAAAAAAGGUCUAUAUAUUAUGUGUCCAUUUUUAUCUUUUGAUGUUUAUCAUAAUAGAAACAUUUAUUUCAUUCAUUUCAAUAAUAAGGGAAUCAAUAAUUAUUUGAAUACUUAUCAAAAUAAAAAGGCUAAUAGUUCUAUUUUUAAUAUAAAAAAAGAUAGCAAUAAUACUACUGUUCAUAAUAACGAUACCUGCGACAAUGUUGAAAAUUACAAUUGUGAUACCGAUAUGAUGAUUGAAAACUAUUUGAAUCCCAAUAAUAAUAUAGAUAAUUAUAAUCAAGCUAAGAGAUCUUUAAACAGCAAUAGCCUUAUUAACUAUUUUUCUAGUCCUUUAUCAAGAAUAGUCAAUAUAAAAAAUUAUCAAGAAAUAAUUGAAAAAAUAAAAAAUGAAUUAAUUUGUAUGUAUAAUAAUAAUGUAGAAAAAAAUAUUUUUACUAAUUUCUAUAACAACGUUCUUAAUUUAAUUCAGCCAGUCAAUGCUAUUUUCCCUGUUUAUAUAAAUCAAAACGAUGAAAUUAAUAAUUUAUCAUUAUGUACGAAUGUCAUUAACAUGUUUUCUAAUGGUAAAUGGACUUUUUCUCUUCCUUUAUAUAACAAUAAUAAAAAUUCAAAUGAUAUUAGUGAUUACUUUAAUCAUAGUUACGAAAUAAAGAAACCUAAACACUUGUUUUUAGUUAAAUGGAUGCUACUUAAUACAGAUAAUUAUAAAAUAAAAAAAGAUAAAAAAAAAAAUAGUAAUAAUGGUAAUAAUGAAGAAAGCAAAAAUAUUAACUGUGAAAAAUAUAAUGAAUUAAAUCAAAAUUAUAACUCAUCUUUAUAUAAAGAGAAUUCUGAAAAAAAUAAUAAUCAUCUUGAUAAUGAUAUGAUAAAUAAUAACAGUGGUAAUAAUUAUAUGAAAAAUUCCAUAAACAAAACUAAUCAAAGAUAUUUUAUGAAAGAUGAAAAAAUUAAUAAUGAAAACUAUCUCGAGUUUAAAAAUAAGCAAGUAAAUGAUGAUAAACAUAAUAAUUGUAAUAUGUACAUGAAUAAAUAUCAAAAUAAAGAUAAAAAAACAAAACUGAAAAAAGAAAAUAGAAAGUUAAGAGAAAAUGAAGAAUAUAAUAGUUAUUGUGAAGUAAAAAGUGGACAGUGUGAAGAAGAAUGUAAUAAAGACGACUAUUAUGAUAAUAGUAAUGAUUAUGAGAAUAAUAAAAAUGAAUUAACAUAUGAUUCAAGUUCAGUAUGUAGUGAACAUAAUAAAAAAAUGAAACAAAAAAAAAUGAAAUGUAAUUUAAAUUUCAGAUCAGUUUUAGGCUUUUUAUCAUUAUGCCCAUUUACUUAUGAUACACAAAAAAAUAUUUAUGAAAAUCAAACUUCUGAUAUUUAUGCAGUUUGCUCAAGUAUUGAUUAUAGCUGCACUAAUAAUGCAUAUACUUGGGUUAAUUAUGCUACAGUUAUUCCAAAUAAGUAUUUUUUAAGUUUUUUCUUAUGCUCUAUGCCCUAUCAUGAUAAUGUUAUUUUUCAAACAAGAACAAAUCUAUUUAACACUGAUAUCUUAUCUGUGAACAUAUUCGAUUCAAAAGAAAUAUUAUUUAAAAAUAUCAAAAAGAAUAAAACUAAAAAUAAAUUAAAUGAUUCUUAUUCAUGCAUAAAUAAUACAAUUAUAAACAAACAUGAUUUACUAAGAAUAAAUUAUGUUAGACAUGUUCUAUCUAAAAUUUUAUUAUCAUUUACUUUACAAUAUAAUAAUUUUGAAGAUAAAGAAAAUAAUAAUCUUAUUAAACCAAAUAGCAAUAAUGAUAUUACUAUGAAAAACAUAGAUAGUCAUAAUUUAUAUAAUUUAAUAUCACAUUCUUCAAAAAAUGAAAAAAAUGAAUUAUAUCAAAUAGAAGAACCUAAUUUAAAUCAAAAGAAAAUUAAAAAUAAUGAUAUCGAGUCAGAAGAGGUGGAAGAGGGUUAUUUCAGUGAAAAUGAUAUAAUAAGUGAUAUUGAGGAAAAUAAUGUAUUAAAAGAAAAUCUAUAUUUAAAAAAAAUUGUUCAAAAUAUGAUAGAUGAAAAUAAUACUGAAAAAAUAAAUUAUGAUAACUAUAAUAUAGAGAAUUCAGAUGAUCAUUUUGAUUUAAGCUACUUAUAUGAAGAUGAAAAUUUGCAAAAUUUAAAUGAACAGUGGAAUGAUUGUAAAGGUGAAGAUCUGAUUAAUAAUUAUGAUUAUUUAUAUAAUUUUUUAAGAAGUGAACAAAACUCUUAUAUAUCCAAAAAUAUUAAAGAAAAGACAUUAAAUUCUAUUUCAACAGUAAAAAGUUGUUAUUUAAAUAAUAGUUUUUCUGUACAUAUUUUAAAUUCGAUUAAUGCUUAUAUCAAUUCAAAUUCAGAAGAAUUUAUAUUUUUUCAGCCAAUUAAUUUUUCAUCAAUACAAAAAAUUAAUUUUCAGUUAAGAUCUAUCUAUUAUAAUGAAUAUUCAAAUACUAAAAAAUUUUAA